Lecanosticta acicola is the source of this 1807-nucleotide messenger RNA. Lineage: Eukaryota; Fungi; Ascomycota; Dothideomycetes; Mycosphaerellales; Mycosphaerellaceae. The record is from the annotation of a GenBank genome assembly.
AUGGUGGUCAAGGACGAUGGCACCAAAUGGGCAUGCCAAUCAUGUCUGAAGGGCCACCGCGUGAGCGGCUGCACACAUAUUGGUAUGUCCCUGUCCUGAUAUAGUCCUCACCACCUCGCCGUCGUUGUCGGCGUCGCUUGGAGCGUCGUCACAUCUAAUGUGCCGAUGCGCGCCGCCAAGUCAGGAUUCGAGAGGCGCGCCGGCUGACCGUUGCCCAGACCGCGAAUUGACCCUCGUGCCCAAGAAGGGACGUCCCGUCACCCAGUGCCAGCAUUGCCGUCUCGAGCGCAAGAAGCGAUCCGCCCACGUCAAGUGCGACUGCGGCGAGACCGAGAAGCCGCACCACCCCAAGGAGAAAUGCAUCCACCUGCGCGAGGCCGAAGAGCGUGCCAAAGCCGGCUUUCGUGACGAGCCCUCCCGAGAGCUGGAAUCCACCUAUCUCGCUGCCGUCGCCGAGGAACAAGGCUGCUGCUGCGGUCAUGGCGGCAGAUGCACCUGUUCGCUCGUGAAGAAGGAAUCGCAACUCAAGGAUAGCGCUCUGGCCCACGGCCCGGCUGUACACAAACCCAAGCUCGAGACGACAAGGUCGGAUGGAGAGAUCACGGUCUUUGCGAACGGACACCACAAGCCGGUGCACAAGAGGAACCAUGCCGCUCACGAGUCCGGCAUGCCUUACAAGAUGCCAAUGCCCAGGUCGAACACGGACAACAACAUUUCCGCGCAAGCACGCCGUUCUGUGGACAGCCUCGCUUUGGACAGCAGUAUGUCCUGGAACCCAGCAACGGCGACUCAACCACCAGUACCCUUCGCUACCGAGAGGCGGAUGUCCAAGUCCGAGCAACCGUCGCCGAGACACUCUGCUAUCGAGACACGUGGUGGAGGACUUGCCGAUGCCAAGCUUUCCUCCAUCGACUUCAGUGCCCUUGGUCCCAUCCAAACCAACCAGAGUAUGGACUCUUCGGCUAGUGACCAGCCAAUGUUCUCGUCCAUGGACCCGAUGUCGGGUAUGGCAGACUCUUCCUACGAUCCCUGGACCGGCUAUCCCUCUGCCGACCUCAACAUGCCCAACAACAACCCCUUUGGUGUUUGGGCUACCAACUUCGACAGCACCAAUGCAGCUCAGCCAGCGCUGACCGCCGCUUCCAGUGGAACGCAGUCGGAGAUUGACGAGAUCCCGACCAUGGACGACUUCUAUGGCUUCCCGAUGCCUAGCAUUCAAGAAGAUGCCGGGGCUUUCAAUCUCGACGGCGAUGGCAGCAACAUCAAUCGACGCAGCUUACCUCCCAAUUUCUUUGGCAACGCCGACUUCAGCAUGGCCAAUCCCAAUCCCGAGUGGCCGACCUCACUGGAGAAGUCCAAGGCAUUGUCCAACGAUCAAGCAAUAGGUAUGGCCAAUGUUUGGAACACGCCCACGAUGCCGACCAUGUCAAGUAUCGCGCAGCGGCCUACUUCAAUGACGGCUACUUGUGGUCGAUCGCAGUCACAGUUAGUCAGUGGUGGCAACGCACAGAACGAGGACCUCAUCAAGCAAUUGUUCCCUGACAUUGACAUCAACAACGGCGUCUUCGUCACCGGCAAUAGCCCUACCGCAAUGGAGUCGUCUGCUCUGAGGAGAAUGGGCGGUGUAUCUGGCAUGCCGGUCUCUAGCAGCGUGGACUUGGGUCCCGUGGACGAGUCCGCUGGCUUCACCUCGCAGCCCUGGACCGACGGCUCCGUGAGCGUUCCCACCGAUCCCUUCACCAGCCCCUACAACAUCGACCAGGACUUUCCGAGUCCCGAUUACUGGGGCAACACGACGUUCCAAUAA